GGGCUUCCGGUCUCCCGGGCGCCAGAGGGUCAUGGCGGGAAGGGGGAGGGCGCGCGCUCCAAACUUCCCCUCCCCCGCCCACGCCCAGGGUCUUCUUCCUUCGGGAUUCGGAGCCGCCUAUCCUCCAGGGCCGACUAGCCGCAGGGCUACAGGGGGCCAGGACGCCGCGACCUAGCUUAGCGACAGCGCUCUCCCCGGCGACGGCGCCGCAACAAGAUGGCGGACGACAGAGACAGGGAAGGCACAGGACGGUCUCAACUCUAGCAGAGCAGACUAUGAUGUUUUAUUUCUCCAGGUUUUUCUCUGAUCACAAGUCUGAGAUAACAGUAGCAGAAUUUCACAAAAAAAUCAAAGAAGCUUUUGAAGUAUUUGACCAUGAGUCAAAUAAUACAGUGGAUGUGAGAGCGAUCGGAACAAUUAUCAGGUCAUUAGGAUGCUGCCCUAGUGAAGGAGAGCUACAUGAUCUGAUUGCAGAGGUGGAGGAAGAAGAACCCACUGGAUACAUUCGAUUUGAAAAAUUUCUUCCAGUGAUGACUGAAGUACUACUGGAAAGAAGAUAUAGACCAAUUCCAGAAGAUAUCCUUCAUCAAGCUUUUGAGGUGUUAGAUCCAGCUAAACGUGGGUUUCUUUCUAAGGAAGAAUUGAUCAAGUAUAUGACUGAAGAAGGUGAGCCUUUUUCUCAGGAGGAAAUGGAAGAAAUGUUGUCUGCUGCAAUUGAUCCAGAAUCGAAUUCAGUUCAUUACAAGGACUAUAUAACAAUGAUGGUGACAGAUGAAAAUUAAACACUCUACAGACUUCAUUUCUAAUUGAAAGAUCAUUUUAAGAAUUGCUUGUCCUUGUUAAUUUCACAUUUUAUUUUAUAAUUCCUACGUAUUGCUAAUUAAUGCCUUGUGACAACUAUUUCAAGAUAUUUUGUUUUUUAAAGGUGAUCAUAACAGUUUAAAACACAAAUUUAUUUAGUAUGGCUAGCCCUAUGGAAUGACAAACUGCUAAUUAUUUUAAAACUAUUCUUAAAAUAUUUAACAUUAUCCAUGGAUUGUUACUAAUUUUCUGCAAUAAAAUCCAUGUUACUUUCCAAUUAA
Mesoplodon densirostris (Blainville's beaked whale) is the source of this 1082-nucleotide messenger RNA. It is a transcript of the gene EFCAB2, whose product is annotated as EF-hand calcium binding domain 2. The coding region runs from base 276 to 782 and encodes 168 amino acids. NCBI's taxonomy places the organism in Eukaryota, Metazoa, Chordata, Mammalia, Artiodactyla, Ziphiidae. The transcript has 8 exons. The record is from RefSeq and is a predicted model, not a curated record. Gene Ontology annotation, molecular function: calcium ion binding.